This is a messenger RNA of Mercurialis annua (annual mercury), 1399 nucleotides long. RefSeq lists its product as uncharacterized. Bases 41 to 1315 code for a protein of 424 amino acids. The record is from RefSeq and is a predicted model, not a curated record. NCBI's taxonomy places the organism in Eukaryota, Viridiplantae, Streptophyta, Magnoliopsida, Malpighiales, Euphorbiaceae. The transcript has 4 exons.
GUAGUAGCAGCACAGAGGGUUAAGGCGCAUAAAUUUGAUCAUGUGGUAUAGACCUAGGCUAAGCCCGACCCGGAAUAUCCACCGAUUUUGCACUGCAGCUCGACGCCGUGUCGAGGACGAAGGCGACUGGCUCUACUCGUCUGAAUGGUGGGGCACCGACUCUAUCUCCGAUGCACACACCGUUUUCCGUUCUACUUCCGAUAAAGGAAACGGCGUCGUUUCUGUCCUCUCGUAUCCUUCUUCCAAACCUAGUCAGGUCCAUUGGCCGGAAACUGAGAAAUGGCUUUGUAAAAGAUAUACAGAGAUGAAUCCAGGUCAAGAACGCGAUGCGAGGUUCAAGAUACUUGGAUAUCAAUGGCGGACUCUUCGUUUUAACGAGGAUACGCGACAGAGUACUGUUAAAGUGAUGGCUGCUUAUAAACAAUCACAGCCCGAUUCUGUUUUUUUAAUGCAGCAGCCUCAUUGUUUAGCCGUUCCAUAUAUAAAAAGUAUGAUUUCUGCCGGGUUCACUACUAUAGCAUCGUCUAAUUACGACCUUGUUGGUGCGGUGUGUGGGAGGAAAACAAUGCGUAUUUUAUGUAUCGGACAUGGCGGGGGAAGCUUACCGUUGUUUUUGGCUAGCAAAAUUCGAGGUGCUGUUGUUGACAUAGUAGAAAUUGAUCCCCUUGUUAUAUCUACUUCAGUACAAGCAAUGGGUUUUCCAGCUUUCUCAGUUAUGACUUCAUCAAAUAAACGCUCAUUGUUGAAACCCAGCACCAUCGAUGAAAUAAUGUGGCGAGACAUCCACGAGAGGCUUCACCUCUAUGAAUCAGAUGCCGAGAAGUUUGUCGUGGACACUGAAAACACAUAUGAUCUGGUCUUUAUCGAUGCUUAUGACGGUGAUGAUAUCUUCCCACGCAAAUUAUGGGAUGCAGAUGCCCCGUUUUUAAGAUCACUUGAUAUGAGGCUGCAUCCAGAGCACGGUACUGUUGUCGUGAACCUCCACGCAGAUCACGAAGCCUUCCACCCACAUUCAUCCAUUUCAAGUUUUUACGAGCAGCUUCUCCCGAUGAAUAAGCAUGUUCAUAAAGUUUGCCAAGCCUAUAAGGAUAUCUUGGUCGGAAAUGGAACUGGUUUUGUAUUCACUGUUGCAGUUCCAUGGGUGUGUAAUAAAUCUAUGGUUGUAUCCAGGGGUUUAGGCAUGACCGACAUAAAGUCGAGUUGCGAUUCCAUUGCAAAUGCUGUAGUAUCUAAAGCUCUUGAAGUCGAAAAUGUAAUGAACCUUCCAUUCCCGUGCUUCGAGUAUAUAAAGAGAGAUUUUACGCUGGUUGAUUAAUCAUAAAAUGUUGAAACACGUUGUAUUUAUACAAUAUGUUGUAUAAUAACGUGACACAUUAGUUGUAUUAGAUGGUUUUUUUCA